Lottia gigantea (owl limpet) is the source of this 666-nucleotide messenger RNA. RefSeq lists its product as hypothetical. Lineage: Eukaryota; Metazoa; Mollusca; Gastropoda; Lottiidae. Gene Ontology annotation, molecular function: carboxylic ester hydrolase activity; palmitoyl-(protein) hydrolase activity. Gene Ontology annotation, biological process: protein depalmitoylation. The transcript has 5 exons. The record is from RefSeq and is a predicted model, not a curated record. Gene Ontology annotation, cellular component: cytoplasm. Bases 1 to 666 code for a protein of 221 amino acids.
AUGCAAACCAUAACAAAUUCUUCUUCAAAGUGUUUAGGCACUGUGAUAUUUUUUCAUGGAUCAGGUGACUCUGGUACAGGAAUCAGGCAAUGGCUUAAGAUGGAACUUGGUGAAGAGUUUUCAUUUCCACAUCUAAAUGUUGUUUUACCUACAGCACCAGCUAGGCCUUACACACCAGCUGGUGGAGCAUUAAGUAAUGUAUGGUUUGAUCGGAAUGAUAUUUCUCAGAAUGUGCCAGAAACAGAAUCAGUAAAAACUAUGUGUGAAAAUCUAGAGCCAUUAAUCACAGAUAUAGUGGAGAAAGGAGUACCAAAGAAAAACAUAAUUUUGGGAGGGUUUUCUAUGGGAGGUUGUUUAGCUAUGCAUAUGGCAUACAGAUUCCAUCCAGACGUAGCAGGAUGUUUUGUGUUAUCAGGAUUUUUAAAUACAGGAUCAAGUGUGUAUGAUGCCGUUCAAGCAGCUAAAAUUCCAGUACCACCAUUAUUCUAUGCUCAUGGAAAAGAUGAUGAAUUAGUGCAUUAUGACUGGGGAGUCAACACCUAUGAACAAUUGAAAAAAUUGGGAGUGAAGGGAGAAUUUCAUUCAUUUGACAAUCUUAGCCACUCAUUAUAUAGGAAAGAAUUAGAUUUAGUAAAGAAAUGGAUCACUCAACAGAUACCUGAAUAA